Racocetra fulgida is the source of this 292-nucleotide messenger RNA. Lineage: Eukaryota; Fungi; Glomeromycota; Glomeromycetes; Diversisporales; Gigasporaceae. The record is from the annotation of a GenBank genome assembly.
AGAUCUCAUUAUCAUUUAUAUUGAUACUUAUAAAACUUUCAUUAUAGUUUAUGUUAACACUCAUAAAACUCUUAUUAUUAUUUACGCCAAAAUCAUUAUCAAUAUUGAAAAAUCCAAAUUAUCCAUAGCUAACAGUGAGGUACCCAAGAGAAUAUUAAUUUACAAAAAAGAAACUGACAAAAAAUUAGUAACAGAAAUAGAAGCGAUAACAAUUUAUAAAACACGUAACUUAGAAAGAAAAAAGGUAUUAAAAAAAGACGAUAUAAAGAAAAAUGCUAGAGAAAGAAGAUAA